Micropterus dolomieu (smallmouth bass) is the source of this 972-nucleotide messenger RNA. RefSeq lists its product as uncharacterized. Lineage: Eukaryota; Metazoa; Chordata; Actinopteri; Centrarchiformes; Centrarchidae. The transcript has a single exon. The coding region runs from base 1 to 972 and encodes 323 amino acids. The record is from RefSeq and is a predicted model, not a curated record.
AUGGAAGUCAAGAAAAACACCUUCUUGGAGAACUUGCGCCUGAAAACUAAGUUUGUAAGACUGAAGAAGCCAGCUAAGAAGACGCCUGGCAAGCAGGGGAAGAAGCUGGCCUAUCGGCGCAGUAUUUCCGUACCAGACCUAAGGUUUGUGCCAGGUGAAGCAUCUUCUUCCUCUGAUUUCUUUAGCAUCUCCCCUGGUGUGAGUGAUACUGAUUCUGUCGCCAGCGGCUCCGUCACUGAUGGACCACUUUUCACAGACAAACUGAGUGAUUCAGUCCCAGAAAGCACACCCAAAGUUCCUACAGAUCAGGCAGCUGCUGCUUUGAAAAGAAUAAGUUUACCAGUGGGGACACCGACCCUUUAUGAGGAAGUUGAUGAGUUGAUGAAUUUAGGCUCAGAGAACAAGGUGACUCAAGAAGGCUUGUAUACACAAGUGGAUAAAAGAUCCAAGGGCAGUUUACCUAAAUUUACUUUUGACCCUACUCCUUCACCAAGAUCUGUUUUUACCAACGCACUUGAUUCACCAAAACCAGACCUUACUGAGAGACAGAGUGUCUCUGGUGAAGACACCCCAGCAGACCGAGCUCUUGCAGGUAGGGUUGCUGCAGCACUGGCCAGAGCAAACUCCCUGGGAGACCAAGUGAACCCUUUCACAGAAAGGAGGACCACAUCAUUGGAGCAGAAUAAGCCAUCACGUGAAAAAGGGACCCCUGCAGCUCCUGCAGACAGAAUGUCGCUGAUGUUGGAGACUCAGGGGACUCCUUUGGAGAGUGCAGAUGGCAACUUUCUGGACUCUUCCUGUGGCACUCCCAAUGAGGAGCAAGUCAACAUGCCCUCAACGACAGAUUCGGAGGAACAGGACCAAGAACUCUGCUCCCUCCUAUUCACAAGUGGGUUGUCUGCAGAAGAAGCCAUGCAAGAAGAAGCCCAGAUUGAGGAGGCCUUGGAAGAGGUCAGUUUACAGUGUAUUUAA